This is a messenger RNA of Mucor mucedo, 3742 nucleotides long. RefSeq names its product Retinoic acid induced 16-like protein-domain-containing protein. Bases 139 to 3540 code for a protein of 1133 amino acids. NCBI's taxonomy places the organism in Eukaryota, Fungi, Mucoromycota, Mucoromycetes, Mucorales, Mucoraceae. The transcript is spliced from 5 exons. The record is from RefSeq and is a predicted model, not a curated record.
CCCAUUUUAAAGCCCAAUCAGAAUUACCCCUCUUUCUCUCUCUAUUCUCUCUCUCUCUCUCUCUUUUUCUCUCGAUUUAAUAUUUUCCCUUACUUUUUUUUUUGAACCUAACCUUUUUCAUCAUAAUAAUAAUUUACAAUGUCCAUGUUCCUUUCCAAAUUCCUGUCUGGAAGGAAUGUGGCCAAGUCAAAGCUUGAAUUAUUAACAGAGGCUUGGACUAAUAUUCAAAAGUAUUACGAAACUGCAGCUGAUCCUCUUAAAGAUGCUGUUGAUCUCACACCUAUUCCGCACAGUUUACAAAACAUUGUAAAGUUGAUUCAAGCCGAAGAAGUCGAACAUCAUCGAGCUAGUGGAAGUUUAGAAACAGGACCUUGUUUAGAAUAUCUGUUACAGAAGCGCGUUCUAGAGGAAUUAGUGGAAUUUGCCAAAGUCGAUACACCGUACGGUAUGAGAGUUCAUUGUCUUCGAUUUUUCUGUAGUCUGGUCACAAAUGUUCAUGCUCAAUUGUUACCAGAGCGUGCGGUUCAUGUUCCGCUCCAAAAAUUGAUUACCUCUUGUCAUCGACUGAUAGCGCAUCAUUACGAACAAUUAGCCACAGAAGCUGAACUCUGUCCCGAAGAAAGAACCGCAGCCAUCUCCGAAUUAUCAUUGGAACUUGUGAAAUUAAUGCAUGGUGUCUUUUCACAUUUUAAAGGAGCCAAUGCAGCUCUUAUGGACUUGUUUUUCGAAAGGGGUUGGUGUAGAGCCCUGGGUGAAAACGUCUGGAGAUCAUCCAAGGACGGCAAGAAUUUACAUAAACGUAGAGAGAGUUUUGAAGAGAAAAUAGCUUGGAAUAUUUUCUUAACUCCUCGAUUUGAUAUGUUUACAUACUUAAUUGACUACAUGAAUAUCCCAGGUGAAACAGGUGAGAUUGCAAGAGAAGCCAUUCUUUUUGCAUUACGUUUAUUAGAGGACGAUCCCGAAUACGUCUGUUACGUGGUCGAAUACUCUGGUCUAUGUGAAGUCAUGGCUGAACGUCUCUCACUGUUUUUCGCCUGCUUGCCUAAAAACGCCGGUGCUUUCAACAUCUCCAGCAACAAUCGUGUCAGUGCGGUCCGUACCUCACGUCGUAGCAUCACAUUUUCUGUACCCGCCAUGAUCACCAACAACAGUUUGAUGAUCACCGUCAAUGCGCAAAACAGCUUUAAAAAGAAGCGUAGAAAGCGUAGUCCCUUUGACGUUAAUUUUGUUCGUACCUUGGAAUCCAUUGGAGAAAAAGAACGUGUGGUGGAUGAGUUUUAUAGUUUUUGGGAGUAUCUUAACGACGUUGCACGCGUGGCUGAAAAGAGAUUGAUGACCGCUCUAAUGGCUCAGUUGACCACCAUCUUUUGGCACCCGACAGUAUGUGCUGCAUUAAGUUCGCCGUCGGCUGAGACUGCUACGUCCGCUACCGCUUACACAACAGAGAUGAUCAGAUCCUUGACAGAUCAACGUUUAUUGCACGUCUUUUUGGUUGUGCUCUUGGGUGAAGAUGGUGGUAUUGGAAAAGACAUUGAACCUGAAGUGAAAACAUACAUACCGAUACAAGACCUGAUUGAUGAUGACCGUGAUGAUGAAACCAUGUCUGCUCAAACAGGCAGUGACGAUGGAAUGAAAGAAAAGGAACCAGAAUCAGACGAAGAUUGGACUUUACGGUUACUUUUAAUCAAUCGUAUCGAUGCUGAUAAUCAUGAAUUAUCAUUGGCCACCUUACGUUUAUUUGACACCAUCAUGGAAACCUAUAAUCAAUUCGCUAUUUAUAAUUUGGUGUUGCGUAAUUAUCUUGAUAUCUCACCUGACGGUGAAUAUAUUGAAGACGAUGCAAGAGAUGUGACAGAUACGUCUUCUUUGGGUUCCAAAGUGGUGGAUAAUGCAAGUAUUGUGACAGUAGAAGAACCUGCUAAAGUUGAUGAUCUUGCUAUUGGUGAUAAUGCAUCUACCACAACGAGCAAUACUACAGCCAAAAAGGAACACAAGACGGAAAAAGUAAGAUGGCUUGUUGAAAGAGUGCUGUCAUUAUUACCAUUGGAGGACGAAUUGGAAAGAAUGAAAUCACCCCCACUAUCAUCUGUCAUUCCAACUGACUCUUUUGUAUCCACUGUGCAUGGACAAUCGGAUGACUUGGGUAACCCCUAUGCAGUAGUACCCGGUAAUAGUUAUGAUGAUUACUUUCAUGAAGCGCAAGAAAGGUUCCAUUAUGCUCUUUUAGCAAAGAACUUUUGGCAAACUUCUUAUCCUCCAGUCAAGACACGUAAAGAUUUUGAACGUGAAGCAGAAAACCGUAAAGGACGUCCGAGUCGACCUCCACACGAAAAUGACGGAGCUAGUAUCACCAGCACCACAACCACCAAUACCAGUAAAAAGCCCGAGGCAUUUGAAGGUCUUUUCCUCAGUCGAAUCUUUGAUCAGUUUUAUAAAAUGUUGGAGUUACCCAUGGAACAGAACUUAUUGGUCACAAGUAUCUUGCAGAAAAUUGCAGGUGUGGUGGACAAACGCAUGGACGGGGUCAUUUGUGACUGGCGUGCUGUACGUGUGGGCAUUGAUGGUGCCUUAUAUGGUGGUGUAUGGGCGUUACCCAGUGCCAAGAGUAAUCGACGCAGUUUGUAUGCUUUAUUAGAACAAGUUACGUUUGAAGCUUUAAAAAGAGCUCAAUUAGUACCUAAUUUUGAAACAAGAAUUUCGAUUGCCAAGAAACGAGGUAUUUCACCGGGUGGAGGUGGUAAUGGUGUGGGUUUGCCUCAACCACAAAGUAGUUUAUCACUAAAUACCGAUCAUCGAGCACGAAGAGAAAGUAGUCCUGCUAUUCAACAAACAGUUUCACCGCGUACAAGUGAUCAUCUUUCCAGAAAUCAUCAGAACCUAUCCAAGAUUGUAUUUAAUAAGGGAUCCACAUCGACAUUAAUGCCAUCUUCACCGCGUAGCCCCUCUACGCCUGCAGCAACUAAAUCAGCAGGUCUUUUACCUUUAAGGAUUACACGCGAUAUGGGAUUAGGUGGAAGUGGAGGAACUGGAUCACCUGGCAAUCCCAACUCACCUUCUUCAACCUUCUUUCAAAACUCGCAACGUUCAAAUGCAACACCUGUCACCAUGACCAAUCCCUUUGCUAAAUUAUCCAAUUUUGUACAAUCUUACAUUGUAUUGCAGGAAUUCUGUAAAGAAUUAGCGGCAGUGAUACUUGUACGACAUGCAACAAAUUAUAACGAAAUUGGGUUUGUGCGAUACCAGGAGCAACGUGAGAUGAUGUUGAUUGAUCCUGGGCCACCGAGUGGAUUCAAUGGUCAUCAACAAGUGAUGCAUGGAGGCAAUAACCCACAGGAUUGGUUACUAGAUGAGACCAACGAUGAUGACGAGGAAGAAAUCAAGUAUAAACAAAAGAACUUUGAUAAAUGGAAGAAUAGAAUUUCAGUCGUGUCAACUUUAGCCGAUUGGAGAAGUGUGAGAAGUUUAGAUACCAUUGAUGAAGCCAUCACAGCAAGAGUACCUUCUAGAACCACAGGAUCCACAGAAGCUGUUAAAGGUUAAUUAUCAACCCCCCAAUCCUUCUCUCUCUCUCUCCCUUUCUCUCCCCUUCUCCCUUAAUAUUUUUGUUAUCUUAUUAUUCCUUACUUCUUAUAUAUAUCUUUUCUUCACCUCCCACGCGCGCGCCUCUUUCUUUUUCUUUUUUUUUUUUUUUUUUUUUCUUCAAACUAUUCUAGUUUAUUUCUAAUAAAAAAUCACACGAAAA